This is a messenger RNA of Owenia fusiformis, 2614 nucleotides long. The record is from the annotation of a GenBank genome assembly. NCBI's taxonomy places the organism in Eukaryota, Metazoa, Annelida, Polychaeta, Sabellida, Oweniidae.
CGCAAGUUCCUCAAAUUGAAGUUCCUGUCGUUCGCAAUGACCAUGUUGAUGUUCCAAUGUCACAACCAGAUAUUCUCUUGGAGUUUGAUCCUCUUUCACCUCCCCAUUCUAUACCGGCACAGUCACGGCGCACGAGAAGACCCCCCAAAUGGCUUGACCCAUAUGACCUUUCAUAAUCAUAGGUUGAUCCUUUUUAUUACCAUCAAUAAUUUUUGCCCACUCCUUCCAGGAGAAUAACGUUCCCCUAUUCCAAUGUAUGAAGAGGCGUCCCAGCGGGAAGAGAUGCAGGCGCCAAUUCAGAACAGAGGGGGCCUUAGACAGACACCAGAGGACAGUUAGCCACAAAAAUUCAAGCAACGCCACCAUGAGGGUUGUGACGUCUCAUCCCCAGGGGCGCAAUGUCCAAAAAGUAGUAACGGCCGAGAUUGAUAGUACCCCUCCUUCGGAGACAUUCUGGGAGUCUCUGGCCGAGUUGAGCUUGCCAGUGCCAAUGACUACGCCCGCCACGGUAGUGACCGCCCCGCAGACUCCGUCCAGUACAAUAAACACGCCGAAGUAUUCCGAUCCAGAAGACGCAGAGAGCGAUCAAAAACCUACACCUACACCAGCAGUAAUGCCAUCCCUUAGCCAGCCUAUCAUUGAGGAGGCCGUCAAAUCGCUGGCGCCAGCAGAGCUGCAGGCACUAGAAGCGGCAAUGGGGGUCGCUUGCCAGGAGAAAACGGCCGAAACGUUAGUAAAACUCAUGAACAACUUGGGCGUCAAAGUGACGGAAGUCGUACCCCAGAAGAAUGCAGCGACUCAGACAGAGGCAUGCGCCGCCUCUGACCCCCCUCCGGUAUGUGUCAAUGUGGCGCCCGCCUGUAGUACCCCUCCCCGGGAAGAAGUGCUGACCCCUCCCCCCAAGCCGCGGAAGAGGAAGGAACCCACCCAAACAGUGGCUAGAUAUAUGUCCAGAAGAGAGUACGUCAUCCCCAAAAAGCGACAACCCCUGGAACAACGCCUCAGGGAUGAAUUCGGCAUCCCGCCGAUGUCACCCCAGGGCCAGGCGGAGGAGGAACUACAGCAAGAGAUCGGGCCGAUCCCAAGCCUGGAUUGCGACAUUGAGGAAGGGCCCCAACUUGCCCCGCCAACAAUGGCAGAGAUGCAGGCAGCCGCCUGGAAGCCGUGUAAAUGAACAUUUGCAAUGCCAUAUGAGUGCUCAUGACAGUAUUACAUAAUAUUAAGCAGUUUUAUUAGAGACAGUGUUUAUUUUCAUUUCAAAGACAAGUUUUAUAGAUUUUAUAUAUAUUUUUAUAUUGACAUUUUGUUAUGUCGCCAUCAAAAGUGGUGACGUAUCUUGAUUUCGAAGUUUCUGUAAUGGCGGUUGGUGUCUGGCAUUUUGUGUCUGUAAUAAAUGGCAAGUGGCGACAUUUUUGCAUGUUCAUGCCCAGCAUAAAUGUGUCGUUAGGGAAGUGUGACACAUGUGUAAAUAUGUAAAGCAUAUAUCAUAUAUUAACCUUUUGUGCAAAAGUAUUUUUAAACGAAUGGUGCUUAAAUGUCAUCAGUAUUUUGAGUAUUGCUUCCAUUGGAUGAAAAGCACCUUAAACAUAACUUUUAUAUAAUCACAUUAUGUUCAUUUAUGUGUGAAACAACCAUUUUGGUGUUUCAAUAUAUAUUUUUAUAUUUUUAUAGCGCAAGGUAGCCUCUGAUCAUGGAAGAUCAGGUUUUCAAAGGAGGGGGUGGUGUAACGAACCAGAGGUCACGUUCGGUGUUUUAGUGCUAUUUUAUUGCGAACUUUUCAGCGUUCGCCACUGCGAUGCAUCAUCGCUAUUUUAUUUACUUUUUUAUACUUUUUGACCUCUGUUUCGUUAUCUCAUCUUACCCCGAUCAUUUAUUAAUUAAUUAGGGUAAUAAUAUUGCAUCGGGUCGCAACUUUGGUCAGUUUUUAGCAAGUUUAGUUGGUUCUUGUCCCUGGUCGAUCACGGAAAAUUCCGAAGGGGUCCGAAUGACGUCAUUUUUUGGUACAAAACAUUGGACGUCUGCUUGAACUGGGUCAUUCCGGGAAAUUCUGCUGAGGUUUUACUCUACUACAAAUUCUUCAUCACAUCUUAUAUUUGUCGGAGCUCGAGGCCUUCAAGGGAUCUUCAACUAUUCAACAAAGUAUACAUGGUGAGCGCAAUCUUUGAUAAGAAGCAUCACAAGUGAGACAACUUUUAUCUGAACGAUCAGUUUUGGCCUAGACUAUAAUUUAGCGAAAUUACUUUUACUUCUGAAAAUCAUUUCAAACUUAUAAGAAUCGGACAAGCUCUGAGUCCAUGGUUUUAUCUGAGUUAGCGACAAUAGUUGCCAUUCAGUGAUUAACCUGAGAAUUCAGUACUGAAAGAUUCUGAUUGAUCAUUUUGAUUAACUUGUAAUUAUUUCAAUUCAAUUAUCUUCAAUAAACCAAUCAUUAAUUCUGUCAAGUGUCAUAAUUUACCAUAUUGCAUUAAAAAUCGGACAAGCUCUGAGUCCAUGGUUUUAUCUGAGUUAGCGACAAUAGUUGCCAUUCAGUGAUUAACCUGAGAAUUCAGUACUGAAAGAUUCUGAUUGAUCAUUUUGAUUAACUUGUAAUUAUUUCCAUUCAAUUAUCUUCAAU